This is a messenger RNA of Poecilia latipinna (sailfin molly), 1724 nucleotides long. RefSeq names its product pleckstrin homology domain-containing family A member 5-like. The transcript is spliced from 7 exons. Gene Ontology annotation, molecular function: phosphatidylinositol-4-phosphate binding; phosphatidylinositol-3,5-bisphosphate binding; phosphatidylinositol-3-phosphate binding. The coding region runs from base 630 to 1331 and encodes 233 amino acids. NCBI's taxonomy places the organism in Eukaryota, Metazoa, Chordata, Actinopteri, Cyprinodontiformes, Poeciliidae. Gene Ontology annotation, cellular component: cytosol. The record is from RefSeq and is a predicted model, not a curated record.
AAUCUUAGCACCCUUAGAAUCUCAGCACAUAGUGUUUAAUGUGUAUUCGGUCAGGAACAGAAAUCCAUUGUACACUAGGGAGGAUUGUGGUGACAGUUGUAGGUGUUUGUCCCACAAUCGGAGGGUUUCCAGUUCUCCAUCUCUGCUGAGUGGGCCCAGGUGGGCAAGAGCCCCACCUGGUGGGGGUCACAGGGCUUGGUGGCACCAGUGCAUAGGAGCAACCAUUGGUUUACCACCAUCAGAAAGGGAAUGUGUGUGAAUGACUAAAUGCAGCGUCAAGUAUUUUGGGGUCCUAUAGACUUCGUAAAUGGUACAGGCCGCUUACCAUUUACUCUGGAUCUGAAAAUUGAGAAAAUGCUAAAAACCUCAGCGGGGUAUGAAUAUUUUUCUCAAAGCUCUACUGACUGUGUAUUCUAACCAUGGAUCACUUAACCUUGCUCUCAUAGCAAGCUCCAGACUACCGGCUGUAUAAGAGCGAGCCUGAGCUCACAACUGUGAAGGAGGAAGGAGACGAGGCCAACGGUGAUGAUAAGGACAAGAAUGAGACGUCUACUGAAAGUAAAGCCACCCCACCAUCCAAAGUGCCCCCCUACCCAGUGGGCAUUGUUGCUCCGAGGACUAAAUCUCCCAUGAGCCCCCCUGAGUCUUCAACUAUCGCCUCCUACGUCACUCUGAGGAAAACCAAAAAACCUGAAUCUAGAUGUGAUCGUCCAAGGAGUGCAGUGGAUCAGAUGGGAUUUGGGGAGCGAGAUUUCAUCAGAACAAGGAUGAGUGUUGAGGAGCAGCUGGAGAGGAUGAGGAGAAACCAGGAGGCAUCUUCACUCCGGGAGAAGAGAAGAGAAACACUGUCACGCUCAUCUUCUUUCAACAAAGACAACCCUCUCCUCCACUUGCAGCGUCGGGCACAGACAGAAGUGGCCUGUCUGAACUCUGUGGAGCUUGAGACAGCAUUGCUGCAACUAAAGGUUGCUCAGAAGGAACAGACACCAGGAGCACCGAUCUCACCACAGCUGUGUGAGAGCCAGAGGGUGAUCAUUGUGGACCUCGGCACAGAUCCAAAGCGUGUGGAGAUCGUAAACUUUCAACACUUUGAGGAUGAUGAGAGCAAAGGUCAAGAUCUGACCAGCUCUCCUGCAAACAUCUUAACUGAAAACAGUUUUCAGCCAUCAACCUCUGAGCCUAAGGAACAGGAAACAGAGGAGAGCCUUACUCCAAGCCAGGAGGAGCAUCUUGAUUCAUGCAAACAGUUGACUGGAGACAGCAAGACGCACAACAUCAACAGCAACAUGUUGUCUGUGCAGACGUUUACCUUGGUUAGCAGCGACACGUGAGCAUGGUCAGCUUCAGUGUCCAAAACAACAUCCCAUAAAGCCCAAAUGUAGCCAACCAGCACAGAGCAUGUUUCCACGGCUUUCUGCGUUCCUGACAGAACCACUUAGAGACUACAGCUACAUGCCUGCACAGAGAUCAACACUCGGUAGUAGCAAUCAAUGGCUGGUGGGAAGUCUUUGAAUCCUGACACAAAGAGAGCUUAUUAAUCGUUAGUACCUUUAGAUAUUUUUCAAACUGAGAAGCUCCUUUUAUUCCCUAAACAUGUUUGCAUAAAAAAGAUUGUGAACUGGUUAUAGAUUAUGUUUUUACCAAUAGGCAAACCCUGAGAUGGAUCAAAAGGGGAAAAAAGUCUCAUUUCAGUGACUCAAUUCAGUAAAUAAAACAUAUAUCAA